This is a messenger RNA of Penicillium canariense, 1341 nucleotides long. RefSeq names its product putative ribosome associated DnaJ chaperone Zuotin. Bases 1 to 1341 code for a protein of 446 amino acids. Gene Ontology annotation, molecular function: Hsp70 protein binding; ribosome binding. Gene Ontology annotation, cellular component: cytosol. Lineage: Eukaryota; Fungi; Ascomycota; Eurotiomycetes; Eurotiales; Aspergillaceae. The transcript is spliced from 3 exons. The record is from RefSeq and is a predicted model, not a curated record. Gene Ontology annotation, biological process: 'de novo' cotranslational protein folding; regulation of translational fidelity.
AUGGCUUCUGUGCAGGUUGUCAACGUCCCCCUCCCCUCUCUGCCUUCGGGCUGGAGUGCCGACAAGGAUUUCAAGCCCAUCGGUGCCCUCUCGGCUGCUACCCAGCGCAACAUUGAGCCCGUGGGCCCGCACUUCCUCGCCCACGCUCGCCGAAAGCGCCACGCCCGUACUUUCUCCGAGGAUGAGCGCAUUCAGGCUCAGCAGAACGUCAAGAAGACCGAGGAGGAGGAGGAUGAUGAUAUCUCCGAGGAUGAGGACCCCGUGAUGCUCACCCGUGACGCGAAGGACUGGAAGGCCCAGGACCACUACGCCGUUCUCGGCCUGACCAAGUACCGCUGGCGCGCUACCCCCGAGCAGAUCAAGCGUGCCCACCGUAAGAAGGUCCUCCGCCACCACCCCGACAAGAAGGCCGCCAUGGGCCAGCGUGACGAGAACGACAACUUCUUCAAGUGCAUCCAGAAGGCCACCGAGCUGCUCCUAGACCCUGUCCGCCGCCGCCAAUUCGACUCCGUCGACGAGGCCGCCGACGUCGAGCCGCCCAGCAAGAAAGACCUCCAGAAGGGCAACUUCUACAAGUUGUGGGGUCCUGUCUUCAAGGCCGAGGGCCGCUUCUCCAUCAAGCAGCCCGUGCCGCAGCUCGGCAACGAGGACUCCACGCAGGAGGAGGUCGAGACCUUCUACAACUUCUGGUACAACUUCGACAGCUGGCGCACGUUCGAGUACUUGGACGAGGAUAUUCCCGAUGACGGCGAGGGCCGUGACCAGAAGCGCCACACUGAGAAGAAAAACGCCAACGCCCGCCGCAAGCGCAAGUCCGAGGACAUCGCCCGUCUGCGUGAAUUGGUCGAUGAGUGUCUCGCUCUCGACGAGCGCAUCAAGAAGUUCCGCCAGCAGGCCCGUGCCGGAAAGGACGCUAAGCGCAAGGCGAAGGAGGACGAGGCUAAGCGUCUGGCUGAGGAGAAGGAGCGUGCUAAGGUUGAGGAGGAACAGCGCAAGAAGGAGGCUGAGGAGACUGCCAAGGCCGAGCGCGAGAAGAAUAAGAAGUCCAAGGAGGCUGCCAAGAAUGCCGCCAAGAAGAACAAGCGUGUUCUGAAGGGCUCCGUGAAGGAUGUCAACUACUUCGCUGACGGCGAGGCCUCCGCCGCGCAGGUCGACUCUGUCCUGACCGAUGUUGACCUCGUCAUGGCUAAGAUCGACACCGAUGAGCUUGCUGCUCUGGCUGAGCGUCUGACGAUCGCUGGCAAGGACAGCGGUGCUGUUAAGGCUGCUUGGGCUGCCGAGUCCAAGCGUCUGGUUGAUGCUGGCAAGCUGAAGGACGGCGAUGUCAAGACUUUCGCUUGA